This is a messenger RNA of Abrus precatorius (Indian licorice), 915 nucleotides long. RefSeq lists its product as uncharacterized. NCBI's taxonomy places the organism in Eukaryota, Viridiplantae, Streptophyta, Magnoliopsida, Fabales, Fabaceae. The record is from RefSeq and is a predicted model, not a curated record. The transcript has a single exon. The coding region runs from base 1 to 915 and encodes 304 amino acids.
AUGAAGCUAUCCACAAAGCCCAUUUCAAGCCCGGGCCGAACCGACAAGUUCCCUCCCCCAUUGAUGAGGUUCCUGAGGACCAAUGCAGGGAGCAGGAGCAGGAGGUCAAGGUCAAGCCCUAUGUUCGUGCGCAAGAAAAACAACGCCACCAUCGAAACCCAAGAACCCUCUUCUCCGAAGGUCACAUGCAUGGGCCAAGUCCGAGCUCGACGCUCUUCCAAACAACCCGCCACCAAAAGAGAGAGACCCCCCACCCGCUGUGGGUGCCGCUGUUGGUGGAUCCGAAAGCCCAAAACCUGCCGCUGCCAGCCCCUUUGGCCCAACUGGCCCUUCUUUCGACGAAAGCCCAACAACCUCAAACAAGAUUCAACUAACUCCCACUCCAAUUUCCACGCUUCUAACUAUGAUUCCGACCACGAAGACCAAGAUUCCGCUUCGGCGUUGGAAGAGACUGUGAAUGUGAAUGUGAAUGUAAAUAAUGCUUUUGCUUCCAACUCUUCUACACCGCCCAAAAACGCUUUGCUUUUAACUCGCUGUAGAUCCGCGCCGUACAGAUCCUCCUCUUUGGCUGGUAGGUUCUGGGGUUCCCCCACGAGAGCCGAAGAAACACACAUGCCAAACUCAGAGUCCACGUGCCACGAGACCGAAGAACACGGAUACUCCGUUUCGGAUCAAGCGCUAAAAACGGAACCAAAAUUGGAGUUUCUCGAAGAUUCGCUCAGAGAAAGAAUCGCUUCUAUCGGUAAAUCGGAAAAUGUCGAGGAAUUAUCCAAGGGAAGGGAAGUGGAAAGAGACUCUGCUGCAUCGUGCCCCGUUGUGCUCACUAGGUGCAAAUCGGAACCCGCUAAAACCGGACACAGGCUUCAUCCUGAGCUGAAUAAUUUAUGGAAAAAAAGGAGGUUAGAAUUUGAUUAG